This is a messenger RNA of Bursaphelenchus xylophilus (pine wood nematode), 1738 nucleotides long. The record is from the annotation of a GenBank genome assembly. Lineage: Eukaryota; Metazoa; Nematoda; Chromadorea; Rhabditida; Aphelenchoididae.
AUGGCGGCAACACAAUACGACUUGGUGGUCGUCGGCGCUGGCCCCACCGCUUUCGGCGCCCUCACUCGCUUCGAGGAGCUGCGCAGACAAGGAGUUGUCAAGGUGGGCCAAUGAUGACUUUUCGGUCAUUUCUUUAUUAUCUUUUUUUCAAAAAAAUUUGAAGCGUAUUCCGCGGAUUUUCUUCGAAUUUUGCACGCUUUCUUUGAGUAGAUCAUGUAUUAAUUGCUGCUAAAUUCUAGCUUGUGCUUUGAAGGCGCAGCCAACUGUAGUUUUUCCAGACUUUUGCUGCGGUGAUUUCGGCGACAUGCACUAUGCGAAAACAAAAGUUCACUUUGCACUGUGUAUUUUUUUGCUCUUUCUCCAGGCUUUUUCGGGCUGUCCCUCGCAUCCUGACUUUUUCUGCAAACAGCAAAGGUCAAAAUAAAUUCCAGCGACUUUGGCUAGUACAAUGAUUUUUGCAAAGGAUUUACCUAUAAAAUGAAACUUCAGAAAGAGGCCCGAAUUCUUCUGAUUGACCGAGAAGCCGAGCCUGGCGGGCUAGCAAGAACGUUGCAAGAUGAAAACGGAUUUUCUUGGGACCUCGGGGUCCAUGUGACUGGAGCCUCUCGAUUCUCGGCCUUCCUUCAGAUGUUGGACACGGUCAUUGAAGACUGGAAUAUUUUGCCAAGACAGGUCUUGGUAAGUCGAUCGCUUAUCGCAUAGAUUCUUUUUAUUUUUUAUUUGGCCAUUUACAUUUUUUUUAUUUUUUAUUUGGUCAUUGUAUACUAGUCCGUUCGCAAAGUCGCUGGAGUGAUUUUUGGCUUUUUCACAGUGUAUAAAAAUCAGUAUUAGAGACAGCCCAGAAAAGCCUAUUGCACAGUGCAAAAAACAAAAAAUUGCACGGUGCAAAGAAAGGCUUACUUUUCGCACAGUGCAUGUUGCAAAAAUCUCUCCAGCAACUCUGCAAACGGACUGGUAUUGCUGGGAAAUACUUCAGGCGGACAUCAGUCAUUUGGUCAACGCUCCCAGAGGCUCGAAGGACAAUUAUGCGCCGUAUCCGGUGCAAAACUACAUUAAUUACUUUCCGGAGGCGCUGAAAAACAGAUGCUUGGCAGAACUGGAAAAGGCCAAUCAGCAGAACAAUAAUAAUGGUGAGUUCUCACGCCCUAAUUGUAAGGAUUGUGCUAAAAACGCGAUGCAAAUUUGAAAUUUAUAAGGGAAAAAUUGCUCAAGUUCCAAAUGGGACGCUUUUGCCAACGAUUUCUAUGCAUAAAAACAUAGAGCGCCGCAAUUGAUGCAACUUCAGCCUGUCGGAAAAAUAAUGUGGACGUGUCGCAGCAAAAUCUCUCUCCUCGUCGCAGUCGAGCAACAAAUCGCCAGCUAGAUGUCGCAUGGCGAAGCUGGACGAUUCCAAGGAGCAAAGAGUCCACAUUAUUUUCCCGACAGCUCAUUAUCAGUUUGGGAGGAAAAUAAUGAGAAAUCUGUCGCAUUGCCGCCGAGAAAAUGAAUUGUGUAAAAUCGAAUUUGAUUUGGGUGACAUUUUAUACGAUGAUUUUCCUGACAGACUGAUAAUAGUGUAGCAGCGCGCAUUCAACGCUUUUCUAGCCAAAAAAAGUUUAACAUACCACCAUGUUCUAUAAAAUUUUUGAUGACUAUAGGCGCGGAAGAGACAGCCUUUGACAACUUUGGGACAUUCAGUCAAAACCACUUCGGCUCCACCCUCCAGGACGUCUUCAUUCGGCCGUACAACGAGAAGUAG